Molecule: messenger RNA, 726 nt
Organism: Catharus ustulatus (Swainson's thrush)
Lineage: Eukaryota; Metazoa; Chordata; Aves; Passeriformes; Turdidae
Gene: MRPL41
Product: mitochondrial ribosomal protein L41
Exons: 1
Coding region: 244-651 (135 amino acids)
Biological process (GO): translation
Cellular component (GO): mitochondrial large ribosomal subunit
Molecular function (GO): structural constituent of ribosome
Source: RefSeq, a predicted model, not a curated record
UGUUGGGGUGUGCGGCGGCGGGAGCGCGGCCGGGCCGCUCCGGGUCGUGAGCGGGACCCAGCUCAGGUGCGGUUCGGGGAGCCCUCGGUGCUCGCAGGGACCGGUUCCGCCUCCGCUGACACCCCUCGGGUGCCGUCCGGGUGUCUGUGAGCUCCCCGCUGCCCUCAAGGACCGGCCCGACUUGCUGAGCACCCGGUGCCUGCAGGGCCCGGCUCCAUCCCCGCUGAGCCCCCUGUGCCCGGCAUGGGGCUGCUGACCCAGCUCGUCCGCGGGCUGGUGCGCGGCGCCGACCGCAUGUCGCCCUUCACCAGCAAGCGCGGCCCCCGGAGCCACAACAAGGGCCGCGGUGCCAAGAAGCUGGGCGUGCUCACCCGCAACAAGAAGUUCCUCCUCGUCAAGGAGAUGGUGCCCGAGUUCGUCGUUCCCGACCUGACGGGCUUCAAGCUGCGGCCCUACGUGUCGUACCGCGCCCCCGAGGGCUCCGAGCCACCCGUGACCGCCAAGCAGCUCUUCGACGAGCUGGUGGCUCCGCGCAUCGAGAAGGACGUGAAGGACGGCACAUUCGACCCCAACAACCUGCAGAAGUACGGCUUCGAGCCCACGCAGGAGGGCAAGCUCUUCCAGCUCUUCCCCAAGAACUACGUGCGGUAGGGAGCGGGCAGUGACACCGCCGGCCAACACGGGACAGCUCUGUCACUGAACAUUAAAGCAAAUCCUUCCACUUUG